Molecule: messenger RNA, 839 nt
Organism: Arabidopsis thaliana (thale cress)
Lineage: Eukaryota; Viridiplantae; Streptophyta; Magnoliopsida; Brassicales; Brassicaceae
Product: SAUR-like auxin-responsive protein family
Exons: 1
Coding region: 176-442 (88 amino acids)
Biological process (GO): response to auxin
Cellular component (GO): plasma membrane
Source: RefSeq, marked reviewed
AAGUUUCAAUGAUUUUUUCAAAGAGGUUUUAACUCCUUCAUUGAUCUUUCUAUAUAUACACACAUAAACACAUUCGUUCUAUCAUCAACCAACAACAAGCAAUAUAUCCAAUAACUUGAAUCUUUUCAUCCAUCUUAAUAAGCUUCAAAAACCUUUUCGUACAAAAAUAACAGAUAUGGCUUUGGUGAGAAGUCUAUUGGGUGCAAAGAAGAUUCUAAGCCGCUCCACCGCAUCGGCGGCACCAAAAGGGUUUCUUGCGGUGUACGUAGGAGAGAGCCAGAAGAAGAGAUAUUUGGUGCCGCUCUCAUACUUGAGCCAACCUUCAUUUCAAGCUCUUCUCAGUAAAUCCGAGGAAGAGUUUGGAUUUGAUCAUCCAAUGGGUGGCUUAACGAUCCCUUGUCCUGAAGAUACCUUCAUCAAUGUGACUUCUCGGCUCCAAUGAUCAUGAUGAUCCGACAUUUGGUUCUUCUGAGUUAGAGAUAGACUUGAUCCUUGUAAAUAGAUGAUUUUUUUCUUUCCUUUUUCUCUUUCUUCUUGAAAGAGUUGUUCUCAAAGUUUUGAAAGUGGAUGCCAUUUUUUAUUCAAUAGACACGAGAUCAUGGUCCAUGUUAAUACAUUUUGGAUCGAUUACCGGAAAAAUAAAGGACAACGCCGACUGAAUAACUAUUUUAAUUAUACUUUCUAAAAUCAAGUGAGAGCAUUAUUAAUCUUCUUACCCACUGUCUUAAUUUAGAAAAAUUCUUUCUAAUUCACUUUUCACACUAUCUCUUUUCAAUUUUACCCUUUUCUAUUUACUAUUUUCAUUUAUACCCUCUUUAAAUUUUAAUGACCAUUUUACC